This is a messenger RNA of Gambusia affinis (western mosquitofish), 587 nucleotides long. RefSeq names its product dolichyl-phosphate mannosyltransferase subunit 2, regulatory (gene dpm2). The record is from RefSeq and is a predicted model, not a curated record. Gene Ontology annotation, cellular component: dolichol-phosphate-mannose synthase complex; endoplasmic reticulum membrane. Gene Ontology annotation, biological process: GPI anchor biosynthetic process. The transcript is spliced from 4 exons. Lineage: Eukaryota; Metazoa; Chordata; Actinopteri; Cyprinodontiformes; Poeciliidae. Bases 115 to 366 code for a protein of 83 amino acids. Gene Ontology annotation, molecular function: enzyme regulator activity.
GCACCAUCCAAACGUUAGGGGGCGACGGAGAUCUGAGCAUUUCCGGUAGGUUUAGGAGAAGAAGUAAGAAGCCGGAAGCAUUGACAAAUAAUCCCUCACUACGUGUCUGUAAACAUGGCUACUGGAGCGGAUCAGGCGGUCGGGAUGAGUCUGGUUCUGUUCAGCCUGCUGCUCUUCACGUAUUACACUGUUUGGGUCAUUGUUCUGCCGUUCGUCGACGCCCGCCACGUCCUUCAAGGAUAUUUUCUUCCUCGGGAAUAUUCGGUCAUCCUGCCUGGAGUCGCUGCAGUGCUGCUGUUGCUCUGCAUAGGAACCUUCACCGCCGUCAUCCUGUGGAAAAACCGCAAACCAAAGAAAACCGACUGAGUUCACGAAGUUCUGCGUUUCGUUUCGCUCUGGACUCUUUCUGAGGAACUCUGGCUCCCCCUAGCGGCCGUUCUGUCCCGAUGACGUAGGAGGCUGUGCCGCAGGAAUGACGUCACAGUUCAGGAAUGCAAAACUGAUUAUUGAAUGAGGAAAUCUGUAAAUAUUUUGUUGCCGUGGAAACAGUUUUCUAUAAAAAAAAUAAAUGUAGGAGUGAAUUUGUA